Molecule: messenger RNA, 1371 nt
Organism: Cyprinodon variegatus (sheepshead minnow)
Lineage: Eukaryota; Metazoa; Chordata; Actinopteri; Cyprinodontiformes; Cyprinodontidae
Exons: 4
Coding region: 89-1210 (373 amino acids)
Source: RefSeq, a predicted model, not a curated record
AGCGGAGAAGAAAAUCAAGGAGGAGAAAGAAGAGGAGGAAAGGAAGAGGAACGAAGAACAAAAGAAGCUUUUGCAGCAAAAGGAGGAGAUGGAGAUCAGAAAGAAGGAAGAGGAGAGAGCAACUUUGCUGAGCAUUGUGGAGGAGAACAAGUCAGAUGAGGACAAGGAGAAGAUGAAAUUAUUCUCUCCUGCUGGUGUCAAACAAUCACACACAGUCAUUAAAGGUGAAACACAAACCCAGCUUCCUCCUCCACAGCUCCCUCCUCUGGUCAAAACCAGCCUUACACCCAAACAGCCUCUGCAGCUGCUUUGCAUCCAGGCAGAAGAUGGAAAGAAAUUCACUGAACCAAACUCUGCUGUUGAUGAUCGUCUGAAGAAGCCCUCUGUCAUAGAGGAAUGCUCCAUGUCAAACAGUGACACCCCAGAAAAGGAACGAUCCGACUCCUGUCAUUCUCCACCUGAUAUUCAUUCAGGCUCUACUGUUGACCUGAAUAAAACACUGAAAUUAGAGGUCUUGACCUUAGCACCGUCUCCACAGAGGCUGUCAGAUGCAGAGACUCCUCUUUGGAAAGUGCUAGAGGGGAGAAAUGUAACUGAUACAACUGUUCAAAUAUCUGCCAAGAUGGGUGCAAAACCUUGUUGCAGAGGUUCACCUUCAGAAGAAUCUACCAAGGGGGAAUCAGAGAAGCUCCAACCAGCAAAUGAUUCAGAGAGACAUUCAGAAUCACCAACAAGCUCACAAUUAGCUUCAGAUGAGCCAAAGGAGCCUGAGAAACCCACUGUGCAACCAGCAAUCUCUCCUGAGCCUUCCCAAAAAUCAGCUGGAGAGAAGACAGAUGUGUUUCCGGAAAAACCGAAACGAGAGCUGCGGCAGGGGCAAGACCUUAAGCUUUCAUGUAAACUGCAACAGGAAGGAGAUGGCGAAAAGAAGCAAGCUGAAGCUGUUGAUGGAGAAAGCCUUGUGAUCACAGAGGAGCCGGAGAGCCGUGAAGUGAACAAACUUUGGGCAGCUGUGGAGGAGACCACAGCGGAAGCAGGGGCGCAUAGAGAGUCGGAAAGUACUGAAAGUCCUGCAGCGAAGGAGCAGGAGGAGGGUGUAGUAGGGGGCGCCCUGAAAUGGGCAGAGGGAGAUGUGUGUGUUGCAGAGGAACAGAAUGAGACAUCUGCUGGCUUCAUGUCAGCAAUGUUUGGGGUUUUGCACAGAGGGUGAGUCUGCCUGCUGCUGUGGUCAGAUUACCUGUUCAGGUGCUCUGCUGAAUGCUGAUUUUUGCAGACUAAUAUAACAUUUGUCAUUGACAUUUUUUUUCCUUUCUAUACAUUUCUGCAUGAAUGAACCCAACUGGUUAUGAGGUAGUUUAUAGAAACAAAAUG